Messenger RNA from Etheostoma spectabile (orangethroat darter), 1607 nucleotides. It is a transcript of the gene sap30bp, whose product is annotated as SAP30 binding protein. The transcript has 9 exons. The record is from RefSeq and is a predicted model, not a curated record. The coding region runs from base 78 to 950 and encodes 290 amino acids. Gene Ontology annotation, biological process: regulation of DNA-templated transcription. NCBI's taxonomy places the organism in Eukaryota, Metazoa, Chordata, Actinopteri, Perciformes, Percidae. Gene Ontology annotation, cellular component: nucleus.
CGACGUCGGUGCCUACGUAAUACAAUUUCACUGACGUUAUCACUUUGCGACCGGGAGUUUACGCGACGCAAACAGCAAUGGCGAGCGGUAAAAAGAGUGUCCUACUUUCCUCUUUGGCAGACUAUGGAGACGAUUCAGAGCCUGACUCCGACUCCGAACCAGAAGAGACGGGGGGGCGUGUAGCUGGUCUGGUGUACAGCUAUGGAGAGGAUGACCUGAACCGAACUGAGGGUCCCAAUGACAAGGUGUCUGGAGAUGAAGGCAGCAGAGAUAGCAACUCGGAAAUGGAGGAAUCUGACGAGGGGAGGGACGCAGAUGAUGUUGAGGUAUUUAAACACCCACACAUCGUAUUCUCAGAAGUAGAAAAAAAGGACCCCAAUGAGCUAGUUGCUCUAUUCUCGGAGAAAGUACGGAACAUGUCACCUGAUGAGAUCAGGAUCCCCCCCGAGCCCCCCGGAUGCUGCUCGAUCCAGCUACAGGAGAAGACCAAAAGCUGUCGGGGGGAAGCUCCAUGGCAUUUUACCAAACACCCCUCCAAAAAAAAGAGGAGGGACUCCUUCUUUACACUCGUGUGUUUGGGAACUCAAAAAAAACCCUGUAUGCGUCUUGUACUUCCAGCCAAAGCCCAGAAAGUGGAGAUGGACAAGCUAGAAAAAGCCAAGAAGGAGCGGACCAAGAUUGAGUUUGUCACAGGGACUAAGAAGGGCACCAACCCCUCCAGCACAGCAUCCUCCACCAGCAGCAACACCACCACCACCACAGCCACAGCAGAGGCCCAGAAGAGGAAAAGCAAGUGGGACUCGGCAAUCCCUGUGACCCUGGCCCAGCCCACCCUCAUCACUACCAGCGCCACCCUGCCUGCCGUCGUCUCCGUGACAACCACCGCCAGCGGCACCAAGACGACCGUCAUCUCUGCAGUGGGCACCAUCCUAAAGAAGUCAAAGCAGUGAUUUGUUCGGUGUUUGUCUAGAAGAGCGUGUGAUCGCAGCAAUGACUGACAUGAUGCUGGAAGACCUGUAUUUCCUGUGGUCAUUUUAUAUGUGGAAAGAAGCAAUGAGAGAACAAUGAACACGGACAGCUUAUUUUUUAUUUAUUUUUUUUAACCAACCUACAAAUACCCUUUUGCUACAAACGGACUAAUCUAGGGCUUCACUGAGUUUUAUCUCUGGGAUCGUAUCGGCACUAUUGUAUCCUAAAGCCAAAUUCAGUAUUUUGAAAACACUCAAAGACCCUCUAAAAAUCUGAAAGAAUGUCUGUCAUUCAUUUUUAUAUAUGUCGGCAAUAGUUGUUGGUUUAAACAGUUGUAGAAAACAAGAGCGUGACAAUGUUUGUAUAAGGAAAGAGCUCCCAAGCAGACCUGGUAGAAAUAUCUGAAAAAGUGUUUCUUUCAUACAAAUGUGUGUAUUUUUGAUCCAUAGUUUUGGCGCAGUAUUUUCAUUUCCUCUAGCAGUUGUGUUAUAGCUCGACAUGUGCAUCUUUUUUUCCAGCAUUUUGUUUUCUUUCACUAUUGGAAUAUUGACCGACUCAACGUUAAAGUUUUUUUACACUUGUACAUAUAUAUUGAUGAUAAGGUGAAUAAAUUAAUCAGAUGUUGCCUUUUCUGUUCA